Molecule: messenger RNA, 5866 nt
Organism: Triplophysa dalaica
Lineage: Eukaryota; Metazoa; Chordata; Actinopteri; Cypriniformes; Nemacheilidae
Product: xin actin-binding repeat-containing protein 1
Exons: 8
Coding region: 488-5386 (1632 amino acids)
Biological process (GO): actin cytoskeleton organization; actin filament organization
Cellular component (GO): stress fiber; focal adhesion
Molecular function (GO): actin filament binding
Source: RefSeq, a predicted model, not a curated record
UCCAGAUUGGGUUGUGGACCUUGCCCCAGGAAGUACAGGAGCACCAUUACCCCGUGUGUACUUCAGAUGAAAGUUGUUCUGUACUUGUACAGACCGACGUACAGCCAAGCAGCUGGCCUUCAGCGCUCCAUAUGUCUAACUAGUGGAGUGUGUCCCAAUUUUACCCGAGCAUACGGCCGCAGUUCUGCUUGAAUAACGUGUUUGAGGAUUUAAUACUUGUGUGGAUUUGGUCCUAAUGCUGACGGCAAGCGGUGGAAAUAAGAUUCCCAUUCCUAGAUGCAAACACAUGUCGACUCUCACCGACCAGACUGCUAAUCAGGAGGCAGUUUUUCAAGAGUCAGGUGUAAUAAACCAGCCGGACUUCGCCCAUGUCUUCUGAAGAGCGAGCUCCACUCGUGAUGUACAAGGAAUUAUCUCUAGACACAUCAAUGGAGUGAAGAACAUACUCUUUAACAGGUUGAGCGGUAAUGAAGUAGAGAAGGAGGAAAUGGAAGUUAAAAGCAUUUUGAAGAGGUCUCAGUCACUCAAGAGUGUUUCUACUGAUCAUGGCCGGACCUGGACUGAAGCCGGACUCAGAGACAAACGCAAGUCUGUCUCUCAGCUUGUGGCACAGUACCAAAACUCUCCUGGCAGUAAAACAAAGACUGUUGAUUCAGGUCACAUAAAGCAUCGGCUGACCCUAACGGUCACACCGAUCACCCUCAAUGAUGCUGAUGGCAAAUUCAAGAGUCCAGUGAGACAACCAGACAUAAGCGAGAUAUCCAGAACCUCUCCUCUCUCCCGCAGUAAGUCAAUGGAAAACCUCCCUCAACGCAGGCCUGUGGGCACCACGGCACUUAGAGAGCUGUUUGAGGCCAAAGUCUCCAUCCAGUCUCGGUCCAGGACCAACAACAUGGCCCAUGAACCAGUGGCCACUGCGAAAGCAAAAGCAGUUCCUAAUGACAACAACACAAUAUCACAAGCAGAAGCAGAGGUUAAUAAUAGUCACGAUAAACAAGAUGAGAAGACUGAAGUGUAUCAAUUGACUUCAAAGGAUGCAAGAAGAAACCCAAUAACAUCCCGAUCUGAGAGAAGAAAGACGAUUUCUGGCAUUGACACUGAGAAAAGAUCCUUUCCAGAAGAGGAUAAAAGAAGGUCGGUUGCAGACUUCAGAGACAGCUCGGCUCUACACGGACGAGAGAUAACCUCUAUUUCUGUCAAAACGUUGUCUGCCCUAUAUCUGUCAAGAGUGGCAGCUGCAGAGCCUGCGGGAAACCUUUUCAAACCAAUGGCUGAAGGUGCACAGAAUAUCUCUAUACAACAUCUCAUUGAAUAUGAAAAAGAAAAUGUAUCUGAAUCAAUCCCCCCUUCAAAUCAUCUGGAAGUCAACAUUGAGGAAUGCGAGCGGCCCUUCACUUCACCACCCCCCACAAGAGAAACUAUGUACAAUUUGCACCAACGGCGACAGAAGUGCGAGCUUAAACGACUGCUUAAACACACAUGUCCAGAGUUGAAAAACGUAGACAGUUUGGUAGAUGAGGAGCUGGCUGAUAUUCUUAACACUGACCCAGAUAAAGACACUGGAUACCAGUCUAGUGAUGUCCAGUCCAGGCGUUGGUUAUUUGAGAACCAAGCAAUAAGAGAUCUGCAAGAUGUUAGGAGCACAUCUGGUUUGUCUGAAGAACCCUUGUGUAGAUCCCCCUAUGAUGAGAGCAAACUGCAAUGUGUCUUUCAGACCAAAACUCAACUUAAUGAGGCAGAGGAAGUGUCAUCAGAGGAGAGCAUCAAGGUGGAUGUCAAAGCCACACGCAAAAUGUUUGAAAUUCAAUCAGCAGAUUUGUCAAAAGAAAGACAUCUUCCCUGUCCAAAAAGAAAUUUGGUCUAUGAGGAUCAGCGUAUAUCAGAACAGAAACCAGAGACUGAUUCUUGUGAUUUUACUGAUGGAACAAAGACAUCAAACAUCCACCAUAACAAUCCCACAAGUGUCACAGAUACAAAUGAGGUUUUUGUAGGUGUAUCCAGAGCCAAACAAGUCUUUGAAAACAGGUCACAUGACCAGGAGAACAUGUCAACAUCAUUUGACAGUCUUAGCAAAGAGGAAGAAAUGCUGAAGGCCAAUGUAAAGAAUCGAGCCCAGAUGUUUGAAUCUACUCCUCUUGAUAAGAUCAAUCAACAAACCAAAGAAGAAUCAGAGACUAUGCUGGAGAGCUUGCAAGAUACUUUGAUUUCUUUAUGGAACUUCAACAUCAUUCAAACCGACGGAUCCAUCCUUGAAGCUAAUGAAACAGGGCAUGUCAGAAAAGCCAGAUAUAGUUUUACAAAAGAUUCAAAACCAGAGGUUCAUGAUGAGGAGAUACUGACUUCAAGUAUGAAGAGCAUCAUGCUUCAGGGGCUACCAGGAACAGACCUGAACCCCAUUGUCACCUUCCUUAAAGAAGACAGUCAGGGCAACGUGGAGAUCCAUAAGGUAGAUGUUCCAACUCACUUACUCCCAUUCAAUGUACUUCAAGAUAAAGACUGCAGAAUUGCAAACGUGGUGCAGAUUACAGAAGAUCUACUUGGUCGAGAGAAGUCCCUGAGUAAAGGAGUUUUAAUACAAGACCAUGGCACAGAAACGAGAGAGAUAACAGUUUAUGCUCUCUUUAGCCACAGUGAAGAGAGCACGCGGAUGAUGGAGGAUUGCAAGUCUGUUUCUUCGAAUCAAAUAAAAAUUCUGGAGCCCGAAAAUAAGGAUGUGAAGAUAGACAUCAGUUGCCCAACAGGGGCUGUGAGGGCCAAUUCUUCAGCAACGGACCUUGAACAAAGCAGAACCAUUAAUGUACAGUUAGUGCGAAGCUGCAUUGAGAAGGGAGACCUUGAUCAUUUGAAACAUCUUCAAAAAACACCAUCAGAUGAAGAUGUAAGUGGUCCUUCUGAGGAAAUAGAGAAAACAAGUGAGAUUAUUUCAGGUAAUGUUAAAAACAUCAAAGUCCUUUUUAGUAAAAAUGAGAAUGAUACAAGCUUGAUUUUAGAGUCUGCCAAAAGCAAAGAAUUGAAGGUGUCAUCGACAGAAAGUGUGAAAACUACUAAGACUGAAGAACUAAUACAGACACAACAUGAAAAACACUCUGUAAUGGGUAGAAAAGGAGAAAUAUUUCAAGAUCAAAAUAUCACAGAUGAUGGAGCUGUUCUUCAAGCAGAGCUGGUUGAUGUUGUUGAAGAUGAUGAAUUGCUUAAUCUACAGACGGCCAUCAGGAAUCUUCAUCACGCCACGAUGGAAGCUAAGGCUCUUCAACUGAGUGUCCAGGAUAAACUUCACCCUGAAACCAACCAAAUCCAACAUGUCACUGACCCUGGAUCAGCGUGCCAUGAGUUAAAAGAGUUCAAGGAAGACAGUAACACAACAGAGGAUAAAGAGCCCUUACAGACCUACAAAAGAGAGCAAGAAGAGGGAAGUGAUGAUGGUAUGAGAGGUAGCAUACAAGCAGCUCUUGAAUCUUUAGGAAAGUCCAACUUUAAUGUCACGAAGGGUGAUUUUCGAGCUGCAAUGAUUUAUAGGAAUUCAAUCAAGGCGUAUGCAGGACACACAAAGGUAAAAUAUGAUCAGUUAAGUGAUAGGACUGCUGAAGAAACCAAGAAGUCUUCUUCUGGGCUUCAAACUGAACAGCAGGUUCUAAAUAGACCACAUGAAGGAGUUGACACAGCUUCUUGUCAAAUGCCAUCUGAAAACAAAACACUUGUAAAACAAAUGCAUGUUUCCACAAACGCCCCUCCUAAGAAACGUAAAACUCCAAUUGGUCCCAAACCAGCAAUCCCACCUAAACCAGAUCAUUUAAAAAUGACGCCCAACCCAACUGACUGUGAUACCAAAGUAGACCACAAAGGACAAGUCAAAACUAUUUUGUCAAAUCAACCAAAUGAGGAGAUUAAACAUCCCUCAACUUGUCCCAAAUCAUGCCAAGACCCAAUGUCUUAUAAAGACGUCCUUUGCAAGAAUUUACAGGUAAGUGGUAACACAUAUGAUACUUCAGUGAACAUCAAGAUCACUGAUGGUCCCAUGCAAGCUGUUGAAGAGUCUCCAAAGAGCUCUGCAGAAAAGUCUACAGGGUUUCAUGCUACGCUUCAAAACUUUGGAGCGAAGGCCGGUGGAUCAGUAGCACCUGUGAAACCUAAAAGAAUCAAAAUGGCUAACGAUCAAGAGAAGAACUCCACAGAGAACAUGAAAAACAAUAUUGAAAUUCAGCGGGUCGACAUCACACCCCAGUGUAACGGUUCUCCUCAUGACAGCACCUCCUCGUGUGAGGCCUAUAAGAGGGAGAAAAAUGAUAAAUGUGAUGAUGAACAAAAGAGUGAAGUGGUCAGAAGAAAAAAGAAAACGAGACGAGAAACUGAAGACGAAAGGAGGCAGAGGCUUUCGGUGCACAUGGACGAGAUAAUGAAGGGCAACAUCACGGUUGUCAUUGACAUCUUCGACAAGCUGAAGAAACAAGAGGAGCUGAAAACCAUACUUUCCAAAGUCAAGGAAAUCGAAGACGACACCAACGAAGUCAACGUGAGCUCUUUUAUAAACAUCUUUGAGAACGUGCCGGAUUGGGUUGUGCCACAGGACGAGACAAGUGGUUCUAAAAUGGUCACGCCGGAACGUAGAGUUGGUGAUUCAGUUUCACCUGUGGAACCGGAGAUGAUGUCCUCCAUGCAGGCGGCUUUUGGGGAUCUAGAGAAAGCGGGUGCUGAGAUAAUCCAUUUGAAAGAGCAAACACUUGCGAGACUCAUGGAUAUAGAAGAGGCUAUUAAAAAGGCUCUUUACUCUGUAUCGACUCUAAAAUCGGAUUCUGACAUAGUAGGGCUCUCUGGUCUCUUCAGGGAGUCGAUGGUGGCGGUGCAAGGCUCACCUAACUCAGGUAACAUACGGAAAAUCAGCAUCGGGUCAAGCAAAUCAACAAAGGCCCAGAAUGGACAGGCAACAAUACCAGUCUCAAAGCCAGAGUGUUUAAUUCCAACGACCAAACAGAGAUCAGUAUCCCCAGCAUCUCCUUCAUUCAUUUCCAUUCAGUCUGCAGCCAGGAAACCUGAAGAGUCUGAGAUCAGUCCUGAGAAAGCCAAAGAGGUCAAACACCAGUGUUGCUGUACUGCACCUUCAGAUCGGAAGCAGUGUGCCAAUCCAAGACGUCAAAUCAGUGUGUUAGAAGUUCAGACAGCACCCGAUGAGAGAGUCAUUGGCACGAAAACUAUCAGUGAGAACUACGAGAAGACGGACUGUUUCGGAAACAAGUUCUACUCUUCUUCAACCUCUACAGUUGUCACGACUCAACCUGAAACAAGGACCACUUCAAAGAAGUUUAUCACGACAAGUCCUGCAACAACAGAAAUUCUCACAUACCCUAGAAUCAACACACCUUUAGUAAGACAAGACAGGCCUCCGAUGUAACCACUGGUGCAUGUGGGAAAUUGAUUUCAGAUUAAGGAGGGAAAAUUGUUGACCACAUACACUGUAUAAGAGAUCUAUGUAUUUGCAUUUAAAGGGAAUACAUGUUUGUACUUCUUUUGCUUGUGGUUUUAUUUUAUAUAAUUUCAAUCCGUAUGAUGUUUGUGAUUGAAUGUUUUUUUUAAUGAAUAUUUAUGAAAGCCUUGCAGUCCAAUAAACCUUGCUAUGAUUUGUCAUAUUAUUUUAUGUUGCAUGUGGAAUUUAUGUCAGAUUUUCAAUAAAAAUAGUACUGGAAACGAUGUGUGACCCAUUUCAAAUCGAAACCAAAUGUAAAACCAGAAUUUAAAAAGUGAAAGGGAAGAAAAUAUUUCAUAAGAGAACAUAGCUAGACUCAUUCAUCAUUGCAAAAAGUGCAUCAAACUUUGUGUCUUACUAAAGAUAAUAUUAACCAGAUGCCUAACUGCUAUUACAAUAAAUGGGAAG